CCUCAAAGCCGCAGCACAUGGAGGACAAGACUAGAGCUCCUCGCCCUUAUUUCCCGUCAUUCAGUCCGUUCUUUUCUCUCAACCUAACUCCACCAUUUGCUUGGGCCGUCGUCCAUCCUUCAAUCCACCCAUCCAUCCCCCUCCAGGCCCUUGUACGCACCCAUCCACACUGUUCGAAUAGCAGGUCCGACCAUCAGCAAAAGAAUAUCAACGCAUGGGGGUUUUGCGGCUACACUUUACUCAGGCAGCCUUUGCACGAUAGUUUCGGUCGAUGCGCAUCGCCAAAAGCCACGACCCUCAAGAGCAACAAAAGAAACCCUGAAGGGUCUAUUGAAGUGCCUUGACUGCAUACCUUACCUUGACUACCUACUCUUACUCCUUGGCCUGUUCUAUCUGCUCUGUUUUUCCAGAGCCCCCAGCAGUUCGCCCCGCCGACUGCCACGCCGUCGCAUGCUUCACCUCCGCCACCGCCCAAACCGACACCAAAGUCUACACUGAAGGCUCUGCCAACCGUGCGCGACCAUACGACCGACCAGCUAGUCCCCGGCGGCGAUGAAUACAUACCACGCGAGACAGACGAGGCAGGGGAGAAGAAGGUCAUGCCAAAUGGUCAGCUAACCGGAGGUCGUGAAUACAAAUGCAGAACAUUCUUGGUCCCGAAUCGGGGAGACAAGCUUUUUAUGCUCGCCACGGAGUGUGCGCGUGUGUUGGGGUACCGAGACUCCUACCUUCUGUUUAACAAGAAUAGGUCUCUGUACAAGAUUAUCGCCAGCCAAGUGGAGAAGGACGACCUGGUCAACCAGGAUGUCUUGCCGUUCUCAUACCGCUCCAGGCAGAUCGCCAUUGUCACAGCUCGCAGUAUGUUCCGGCAGUUUGGUAGCCGCGUCAUCAUGAACGGACGGAGAGUUCGGGAUGAUUAUUGGGAAGGCAAAGCCAGGAAGCAAGGUUUCACAGAGGCGGAUCUGGCAGGCGAGAAGAGGCCGGGCGGAGGAAAAGUCAGGGAGGCUCAAGAAGCCGCGCAAGCAGCCCAGAAUGCAGCAUUGAUGGGGCCGCCGCAGGGAGAAAUCGUCUACAGCAACACCGGCCACUACGGCGGCGCGCCGCAGGCUCCUCUCAUUCAACCAGGUAUGAUUGGAGCCCCCGCCGGGUCCUCGACCAGAAUGCCUGUAAUAACACUAGGACCAGAAUACACGGAUACCCGGAGCCGCGACUAUACCUCCAACGUACUCAAAGCACCUCGCCAGGAAAUUACUGGCCCCCCUUACCAGGACAGGAUCCAGCCGUCGGCCAUUCCAGAGCUCCACGCUCAGGCUCACCACGCUGCCGAUUUCAACCGUGGAAUCAACCAGCAGCGUGAGAUGCGAACCAACUACAUGCAGGAUGUGUACCGCCGGCCUCAUGAGCAGCCUCCUUCUUUGACAAACGUCAUGAGCCAAUCCGUAGGGAGCUCUGAUACGUCUCUGCCGCCAACGAGCAGGGCAUCUCAUCAAAGCAAUGCCACAUCAGGGCUACAGCAACCACACCAAACUGCAUCCACGCAGUCAAACCAAGGGAGCCUUGCUAGCCAAAGCCCUCAGCUCAUGAUGACGGCAGCGCCUUACUCCCAGCCCCUGACCUCUCAGUCUCAGAUACAGCCGCGUCUAGGCUCCUCGGGCGGCUUGCCAUCUGGUGGGCAGGGUUACAACUACCAACAGUCGAACAGCAGCUGGCCGCAGACGCCACAGACGCCCCAGUACAGCUACAGUCACCCGGGCCAGACGCAACAGUCGCCUCAUCAACAACAAUCCCAGCAGACAUCAUCUUCGCAGCAGCAACUACGACAGCAGCCAUCGAACCAACAGAGCAGCACCAUGCCUUACUCGGGCAUGCCGGGGAUGGCUCAAGGCUACACGACAGGGACUAUGAACCACGGACUGCCGUACGAUCAGACUCCUCGACAGUACAUGCACCAGACACCUGCGGCAGCCCCAGCAGUCACACAGUCCUGGUCUAGUCAGCCUCAAGCAAGCUGGCAAGGAUGGGCUGGACAGCCGCAGUGAUUAUGACUGGCUUGUCAACAUUGACUUGUUGAAUGCCCCUACCGAUCACGGUAGCCGUGCUCCAACGGUACCAAAACUGGGCGCUACGCGAGAGGUUCAUCAACUUUAGUUGGAAGAGCACACGGCUGUUCGUCACUGUCUCUAGACCCAUUAAGUUCCCGAGCUUAGCCGAUCAAAACGAUGCGGCCAAACCACAACACGCGAAUCAUUAUCGAUGCCUACACUUGAGGCCGAGUCUUCGCCGUGAAUAAAAAAUUGCGGCAAGAUUACCAUCCUCAAAAUUUCUCUGUAUUUCCUCGAUUGCCUACACCCGACUUAUUCCCUCGUCGAUAUUUUUUUGUGGAGGAUUCUUGCCUUUUUUUUUUCUUUCUGGGUAUAAAUGCAUGGAUCCUUUUUUUUUCAAACACGAUGCCCUGCUCGUUUGGUUCGGCUGUUCGGGGGACAGCUUGGGCCAUAGGGCAUCACGUACCAGGACCUAUACUCGUUGGGAAGACUGGUCUGAUAUGUUGCCUAUGAAGUGGGAAAUUCGAGGCUCAAGAACCAGUUUGAUGGCUUCUUGACUUGUUUUGUCUAUUGUGGUUUCACUAUCACGGCUUUUUGGUCGACUCAUUUCUACAGUGGUCUUGGGUUCAGUACAGGACCUACUCUUGUUUUCUUUUCUUGUCGAAUUUGUGCCUUUUCCCGCAACGAUUUUGUAUUCCCCUCGAGCACUUGCUGUCUUUGGUUUCAGAUUAUCUGCUUUGCUUACUUGUUUGAUAUCGGGCAUCAUUCGGAGGAGUUCUUCGCUCUUGGGCACACCUUUUUUUCCUUAUUCUUUUUCUUGACUUUGGUGUAUCGCUUUUAUACAAUUGUUAGUCGUUUCAGGAUACCUGUGCACCCUUAUUGAGGGAGGGUCGUGGCAUGUUUUUUUUUAUGUUUGUUGCGGUGAGUUUGGAUAGUUAUGUCGUGGUUUGGUUUUCUUUUUUCUCAGUCUGGCCACAGGAAGGUAUACCGGUUGCAUACAGGUUUUUAUUCUAGUAUUGAGCUCGUGUUUUUCUAUUUCUUUGCGCGCGAGUUAAUUGCUUAGCGGACCUUCGAGUCUGAUUGGAUAUAAGAUGGAAUUUGGUACUGGCUGGCAAUUAUCAUCUGGACCGAUUCCUCUGUUUGUCUUUUGUCAAGUAUUAUUAAAUUUUCUCUUCUCGUUGAAUAUCUCAGAAUUUUAUUCUUCUUGC
Molecule: messenger RNA, 3250 nt
Organism: Pyricularia oryzae 70-15
Lineage: Eukaryota; Fungi; Ascomycota; Sordariomycetes; Magnaporthales; Pyriculariaceae
Product: chromatin structure-remodeling complex protein RSC7
Exons: 2
Coding region: 600-2039 (479 amino acids)
Cellular component (GO): nucleus
Molecular function (GO): chromatin DNA binding
Source: RefSeq, a predicted model, not a curated record